Messenger RNA from Vitis vinifera (wine grape), 1004 nucleotides. RefSeq names its product zinc finger A20 and AN1 domain-containing stress-associated protein 9-like. The record is from RefSeq and is a predicted model, not a curated record. Lineage: Eukaryota; Viridiplantae; Streptophyta; Magnoliopsida; Vitales; Vitaceae. The transcript has a single exon. The coding region runs from base 353 to 778 and encodes 141 amino acids. Gene Ontology annotation, molecular function: zinc ion binding; DNA binding.
CUCUGAGCUCACCAGCCCACUUUAAUACAGUGGGCGUGGCUGAGGAACACUCCACCACCGGAGCUCCAGGCAAUUCCGAAAAAAUCAAUCUUUCGUUCUUCACUAGGGUCAUGGUUAGGGUUAGGGUUAGCGUUAGGGUUAUUUUAUGAAACUAUGUCCUUUUGAUCUUUGAGUUGAUUAGACUCCAUGACAGUUACGAAUUAUUCGUAACAGAUUGGGGUUUUGAUCCGAUUCACGGAUCCAUGGUGAUGGCAGCUAGUAUUUUGGAUUCUCUGAAUUGAAAGCCUUUUUAUUUCUUUUGAAAAGUUCUGAAGUCGAAUUCGAUUCAAUUUUGUGUUUAUACUUGUGAAUUAUGGAGCAGAAAUCUCAAGAAAACGAGGUCAAUGCUGCAAUUCUCUGCGCCAAUAACUGCGGAUUCUUCGGAAGCGCCGCGACCAAUAAUCUCUGCUCCAAAUGCUACAAAGAGUUUGUCAUCAAGCAAUCCAAGGAGGCUUCAGUUGUCGAGAAUGAGAAUAAUACUGUUGGCGAAAACUCGGGUUCGGGAAUCGAGGAAGGAGCCGCCGCGGGAAGCCCCGAAAAAUGCCCUGCGAAUAGGUGCAGCUUCUGUAGGAAGCGCGUGGGGUUGACGGGGUUCAAGUGCCGGUGUGGACAGACGUUUUGCUCUAUGCACCGAUACUCCGAUAAACAUAACUGUGUGUUUGAUUACAAGAGUGCUGCGCAGGAUGCAAUAGCGAAGGCCAAUCCGGUUGUGAAGGCCGAUAAGAUUGAGAAGAUAUGAUGGCGAUUUGCAAUUGGCAAUGGCGAUGGCAACCGGUAAUUGAAUUGUUCGAUGAAUUCGGUACAUGGAUUAUGGAUUCUGCUUUAGCGAAUAAGCUUAUAUAUAUUUGAUAAUUGUUUGUGCUUUUUAUGUACAGUUGGGUGGGUUCUAUUUAUUGUUCCUUAAUGGUAUUUUAUGUGAUACAUUUGUGUUUAUAUUUCAAUUAGCUAUUUUCUUUGUCUUGGAA